Molecule: messenger RNA, 1487 nt
Organism: Spodoptera litura
Lineage: Eukaryota; Metazoa; Arthropoda; Insecta; Lepidoptera; Noctuidae
Product: putative inorganic phosphate cotransporter
Biological process (GO): transmembrane transport; monoatomic anion transport
Cellular component (GO): membrane
Molecular function (GO): transmembrane transporter activity
Source: RefSeq, a predicted model, not a curated record
UCAUAAUAUUCAAAAUACCAGUACGAUCUGAUUGUAUCUAUAAACGACUGAAUUAAAAAAUGAGUGCAGAAGAUGGUGAAGUUAAGAAGCCCAAGGACAAGUUCCCCAUCCGCCAUGUGCAGACGAUGAUGAUGUUCUUCGCGCUAGUGAUUUGUUACGGCAUGAGGGUCAACAUGAGCAUCGCUAUAGUUGUUAUGACAGAUAAAUCUCUGGAAAAUUCCUUCGACUGGAGCAUGCAGAUUCAAAGCGUGAUCCUGUCAUCAUUCUUCUGGGGCUACAUCGUGCUGCAAAUCCCUGCUGGAGAGAUGGCUGCCAAGUUCGGAGGCAUGAUCCUCGUUACUUCGGCCAUCGCUGUCAACGCUCUGGUGUCACUGGCAGUGCCAUUCGCUGCUUAUUAUGGUGGCUGGCAGAUGGUGUGUGCGUGUCGUGUCAUUCAAGGUUUAUCUCAAGGGUUUGUGGUUCCUUCGAUAUACAAUCUGAUUGGCAAGUGGACCCCGAUGGAUGAGAAGAGUCGGACGGGUGCAGUCAUUAAUUCAGGAUCUCAGCUUGGCAAUGCAAUCCAGCUGUUAAUAUCAGGCUUCAUAGCAGACGCUUGGGGCUGGCCAGCUAUCUUCUAUGUAAAUGGGGCAGUGGGAGCCGUAUGGGUGGUGCUUUAUAUUAUCCUGGGGUCUGAUUCACCACAAAAGUCCAAGUUAAUCAGUGCAGAAGUGCGUUUGUAUAUACAGACGUCUUUGGGACAGGUCGGGGGACAAAAGAAAUUAAAGACUCCAUGGAAAGCGAUUUGGACAUCAAUCCCAUUCUUAUCACUUAUUAUACUCCACUGCAGCCAGAACUGGGGCUACUGGACACUCAUGACGGAGAUGCCAUCAUACAUGAAGAAAGUUCUUGACGUAGACAUUAAAGCGAAUGGUAUGAUGUCAGCGUUACCGUACUUGGCUGUGUAUUUCCUAAGUUUUCCGUUUGGUUACCUGUCCGAUUACCUUCGUAACAAGAAAUACCUCAGCGUGACUGCUACCAGGAAACUAUCCAACUCUAUAGGGUUCUACGGUCCUGCAAUUGCUUUGGUGGGUCUGUCGUAUGUACCGGCUGGUAAUGUUACUUUGGCAGUCAUACUCCUCACCAUCGUGGUGGGACUCAACGUUGGCCACCUCACUGGACUGAUGCUGGUGCACUUGGACAUGGCCCCAAACUACGUGGGCACAUUGCUGGGCAUCACUAAUGGGACUGCUAACAUUACAUCUAUCAUAGCGCCUCUGGUGGCUGGAGUUGUCUUGCAAGAUGAGACGGACCCCAACGAAUGGCGUAAAGUGUUCUACAUAGCAUCUACAGUAUACAUUGCGGGGAAUACAUUUUAUCUCAUUUUUGGCACAAGUGAAAGGCAGAAAUGGAACGAGCCACCCGAGAAUCAAACUGGUGAAACAUCAGACAAAAGUGCUGACAAAGUGGUUUGAAGAGGAGUUAUCUUUUAUCAAUAAAAUAAUGUACGA